Molecule: messenger RNA, 1938 nt
Organism: Prosopis cineraria
Lineage: Eukaryota; Viridiplantae; Streptophyta; Magnoliopsida; Fabales; Fabaceae
Product: protein NRT1/ PTR FAMILY 5.2-like
Exons: 4
Coding region: 44-1825 (593 amino acids)
Biological process (GO): dipeptide transport; transmembrane transport
Cellular component (GO): membrane
Molecular function (GO): dipeptide transmembrane transporter activity; tripeptide transmembrane transporter activity
Source: RefSeq, a predicted model, not a curated record
AAACAACAAAAGAAGGCCAUCAUCAGCAAGAAGGAUUGUGGACAUGGAAGUGGAUGAAGGAAGGAGCUAUGAGUACGCGCAAGACGGAGCUGUGGAUCUUAAAGGCAGACCUGUUCUUAAAUCCAAAAGAGGUGGAUGGAAGGCUUGCUCCUUCGUAGUUGUGUAUGAGGUAUUUGAAAGAAUGGCGUAUUACGGUAUAUCAACGAAUCUGAUCAUAUAUUUGACUAAGAAGCUAAGGCAAGGCACCGUAAAUUCCGCCAACAACGUCACCAAUUGGGUCGGAACCACCUGGAUCACUCCCAUCGUUGGCGCCUACAUCGCCGACGCCUACCUCGGCCGCUACUUCACUUUUCUUCUCGCCUCCUUCAUCUACCUCUCUGGUAUGUGUUUGCUGACACUAUCGGUUUCACUUCGAAGCCUAAAGCCGCCGCCCUGCACCGAUACGGACGUGACAAUGUGCAGCAAAGCCUCACCGCUGCAACUGGCCGUCUUCUACGGUGCACUCUACACUCUUGCCAUCGGAACCGGAGGGACCAAACCCAACAUCUCCACCAUUGGAGCAGAUCAGUUUGACGACUUCGACCCAAAGGAGAAGGUUCAGAAGCUGUCCUUCUUCAACUGGUGGUUUUUCAGCAUCUUCUUCGGCACGCUCUUUGCCAACACCAUGCUCAUCUACAUCCAAGACUCUGUGGGGUGGACUCUGGGCUAUGCUCUUCCAACUCUAGGGCUUGCGGUCUCCAUCUUGAUCUUCUUGUCAGGCACCCCCUUCUACAGGCACAAGUUGCCUUCUGGGAGUCCCUUUACUAGGAUGGCUAGGGUCAUCGUCGCUGCUUUCAGGAAAUGGACAGCCAAGACUCCUACUGAUCCUAAGCAAUUCUAUGAACUUGAUUUGCAAGAGUAUGUGAGGAAAGGAAAGUACAGUAUUGAUUCCAGCUCAACUUUGAGGUUCUUGAACAAGGCGAGUGUAAGAAUUGGAACAAGUUCAGUUAGUAGCAGUCCAUGGAUGCUCUGCACAGUUACGGAAGUAGAAGAGACCAAACAGAUGCUAAUGAUGAUCCCAAUAUUGCUAGUCACCAUAAUUCCAAGCACAAUGAUUGCUCAGACAAACACGCUCUUCGUAAAGCAAGGAACCACCCUAGACCGACACGUGGGAAACUUCGAAUUUCCACCGGCAAGUCUAAACGCAUUCGUCACCAUCUCCAUGCUCACCUGCGUCGUCGUCUACGAUCGUUUCUUCGUAGGCGUGAUGCAGAGACUCACCAACAACCCCAGAGGCAUCACACUCCUUCAAAGAAUGGGAAUAGGCCUGGUCAUCCACAUACUCAUAAUGGUGAUCGCUUUUGUCACAGAAAGGCAAAGGCUCAGAGUCGCCAGGCAACACGGCGUGGUGGAAAAAGACGGAGAGGUUCCUCUGAGUAUUUUCAUUCUGCUUCCUCAGUUCGUGCUGAUGGGAUGCGCCGAUGCGUUUCUUGAGGUUGCCAAGAUAGAGUUUUUCUACGACCAGGCUCCCGAGAGCAUGAAGAGCCUUGGGACUUCAUAUUCUCAGACAUCUUUGGGGAUUGGGAAUUUUUUCAGCAGCUUUCUACUUUCAAUGGUGUCGCGCUUGACUCAAGCUGGUGGCCACCGUGGGUGGAUUCUGGACAACCUGAAUAUUUCUCAUCUGGAUUACUACUACGCCUUCUUCGCUGUGCUCAAUAUUAUCAACUUCGCGAUCUUCCUGGUUAUUGCCAAGUUUCAUGUGUACAAGGCAGAGGUUUCGGAUUCCAUCAAAGUCCUUGAGCAAAAGUUGAAGCAGAAAUCAUCAGUGCAUGGUGACGGCGGAUAAGCAACUAGCGAGCCAGGAACUUGAGCCAAGUCUAUAAUUAUAAAAAAAAGGCAUGUUAUGUAUUUCUACUGUGAUGUGAAAGAAUACCAAAAAGUUCUCUCUCUUUAUUUUUA